UCGGAGGUGUCUGAAAGCGAAAAGCAGAGAGAGGAACGAACGACGUGAAGGUCUAAAAACGUGCACGCAGCAGACGGUGAUUCUGCAGUAUUUAGCGAGAAGGCAAUCCCGCAACUCUAGAGAAUAUAAAGUUCUCUGACAGCGAGAAACAUUUCAUUUAGCCCCUAUUUUCGUAACUUGGGGAAAGUUGGGCUCAGGCUCGAGGGACCCACCUCUGUGAGCGCAGAAAGUGCAGUCGGUGGUCGGCAGUUCGUUCUGCAGGAAUGUCGCAGAAAGAGAGACCAGUGUUUUAUCGACAGGAGGUCAACAAAACGAUAUGGGAAGUGCCGGAGCGGUACCAAAACCUGUCCCCGGUGGGCUCUGGCGCCUACGGAUCCGUGUGUUCUGCAUAUGAUAUGAAGAGUGGUUUGAAGGUCGCUGUGAAGAAGCUCUCUCGGCCGUUUCAGUCCAUCAUUCAUGCCAAGAGAACAUACAGAGAGUUGCGGUUGCUUAAGCACAUGAAACAUGAAAACGUGAUCGGCCUCCUAGACGUCUUUUCCCCGGCUACUUCUCUGAAGGAAUUCACUGAUGUGUAUCUUGUGACUCACCUGAUGGGGGCAGAUCUCAACAACAUAGUGAAAUGUCAGAAGCUCACAGAUGACCAUGUGCAGUUCCUCAUAUACCAGAUCCUCCGAGGGUUAAAGUAUAUCCACUCAGCAGACAUCAUUCAUAGAGAUUUGAAACCUAGUAACCUGGCAGUGAAUGAAGACUGUGAGCUGAAGAUUUUGGACUUUGGUUUGGCGCGGCACACUGAUGAUGAGAUGACCGGUUAUGUGGCUACCCGCUGGUAUCGAGCCCCAGAGAUCAUGUUGAACUGGAUGCAUUACAACAUGACAGUGGAUAUUUGGUCAGUGGGAUGUAUAAUGGCAGAACUCCUCACUGGAAGAACUCUGUUUCCUGGUACUGACCAUAUAAACCAGCUUCAGCAGAUAAUGCGUUUGACAGGAACGCCCCCAGCAUCUCUAAUAAGCAGGAUGCCCAGCCACGAGGCCAGGAACUACAUAAGCUCCUUGCCACACAUGCCCAAGAGGAACUUUGCUGACGUGUUCAUUGGUGCAAACCCACAAGCUGUGGACCUUUUGGAGAAAAUGCUGGUUCUGGACACAGACAAGCGGAUAACAGCAGCCGAAGCUCUGGCUCACCCCUACUUCGCUCAGUACCACGACCCGGACGACGAGCCUGAGGCCGAGCCGUACGACCAGAGCUUUGAGAGCCGUGAGCUGGAGAUUGAAGAGUGGAAACGAUUAACCUACGAGGAGGUGUGUAGUUUUGAGCCGCCCCUCUUCGAUGAGGAUGACAUGGAGUAGUGAGACGUGCGACCCACAUCAACCCCAGCGUCCGACAAAUUUGUAACAACCUCAUACAUGCGCAUUAGUGUUAAACAAACUCUCAGACACUUGUAUCAGAGUGCCUAUCAACCGUUGUCAGUCUUUAUUAAUUGAGAAAACAUUCUCCAUGAUUAGCCUUUGGGAGGAGAUCAUUACCAGCGCAGGGAAGGGAAGAAGCUCGAGCAGUUAUCAUUACUCUGUUAUGAACCACUAAUGUUGAUGGUCCGAUGCUGGGAAAUGUCACUUCUUGCCAUUAGCUGAAAUAAUUUUAUAUUCUUCAGAUAUUUUUUAAAUUCAGACUUUAAUGACUCAUCACUGUGACUCUGAGAUGCUGAAACACCUGGACCUAUAGCUGUGCUAUUUUGUGUUUUAAAUUUUCUAUUGACUAACUUAUGAAUAAGCUUUUGUAUCUAUCAGUCGAAAAGGAAUACGCUAGUCUACCACUCACCCUGCCACGUAGUCACAUAUAGCACUGGGUCCCGUUUAUCUGUAAUAUGAUUUUUGAUUCAGUCAUCGCCAUGAUUGUUCCUGUAUUUAAAGAGAUAACUUUGAAGGGUUUCCUAUCUGUGACAGAAGUAGAUUUUACAGAAGCUUUUAGAUAGGUGACAAAUUAAGAAUGUGCCUGCUCUGUGUAGUCACUGAAAUUUAGUGUUCGCCAACGGAAUUUCACGUUUAAUGUUUAUUUAGAUAGUUAAGGUUCCCUGUGAGACUCUUAUACAUAUUUUGGCUACACAGAAAAAUCUGAGCCUCUACUGUUUAAGGACGGUGCUUUUCAACAAGGCACCGAAAUAUAUAUAAAAAAAAAAAAAAUGAAUGGGUACAUGCUCUGCUCAAAAAUAUGUAAAUAUCUGUGCCAUAUUUUUUAAAUCUUAUUGUGGUUAUGUUGUGAAGCAAUCACUUUUAGCAUGUACAUCAGUUAAAGAUUUUGUGUGCGUCUGCGAGUGUUGUUGGUUUACAGGAAUUUUAAGUGUCAUGCUGAAACCUUUAGAAAUACUGCUUAAAUGUGUAAAAGAGGGAUUAUAGAUGUAUUUAUACUUUGUGGAGGUGGUAUUUAUAAACAGCAAUUGAAAGAUCCCGUAAACUAUUUUCGGUCCAGCAGAGUAACUACUAUCUUCAGUCCUUUGUUUAACAAAAUAAAGACUUAUUUUUAAGAGA
Seriola dumerili (greater amberjack) is the source of this 2522-nucleotide messenger RNA. RefSeq names its product mitogen-activated protein kinase 14A (gene mapk14a). Gene Ontology annotation, molecular function: ATP binding; MAP kinase activity. NCBI's taxonomy places the organism in Eukaryota, Metazoa, Chordata, Actinopteri, Carangiformes, Carangidae. Gene Ontology annotation, biological process: protein phosphorylation; intracellular signal transduction. Bases 264 to 1346 code for a protein of 360 amino acids. The transcript has 12 exons. Gene Ontology annotation, cellular component: cytoplasm; nucleus. The record is from RefSeq and is a predicted model, not a curated record.